This is a messenger RNA of Aegilops tauschii subsp. strangulata, 1132 nucleotides long. RefSeq names its product fatty acid elongase 3-like. Lineage: Eukaryota; Viridiplantae; Streptophyta; Magnoliopsida; Poales; Poaceae. The record is from RefSeq and is a predicted model, not a curated record. Gene Ontology annotation, cellular component: endoplasmic reticulum membrane. Gene Ontology annotation, molecular function: fatty acid elongase activity. Gene Ontology annotation, biological process: fatty acid elongation, saturated fatty acid; fatty acid elongation, polyunsaturated fatty acid; sphingolipid biosynthetic process.
GCGGUAGGUGGGAAUUUCUUAUCAUUUUGCCCUACGUGUCACCCACAGCGCCACACGAGGCAGGUCAAUUCGCCGGCGCCGUCGGUUGGAGCGAGCUCACCCCAAUGGCGGCCGCGCUGCUGCGCCACGUCCGGUGGCUCCUGGUCGAGCACCCCGCCGUCGCCUCCUUCCACUGGCGCCCGGGCACCACGCUCGCGGCGUCGCCGUCCUUCCCCGCCGCCGUCAUCUGCGCCUACCUCGCCACGGUGCUCCUCCUCCACCGCCGCAUCCUGCCCCUGCCGUCCCUCCCGCCGCGCGCCCUCCGCGCCGUCUCCGCGCUGCACAACUGCGUCCUCCUCGCCCUCUCCGCCGCGAUGGCCGCCGGCUGCGUGCUCUCCGCCGCGGCCACGGCGCCCUCGCCGCGCUGGGCCUUCUGCUUCCCCCCGGGCGGCGCCACGGAGGCGUCGGGCCCGGUCUUCUUCUGGGCGCACGUCUUCUACCUCUCCAAGAUGUACGAGCUCGGCGACACGCUGCUCAUCCUCCUCGCCCGCCGCCCGCUCACCCUGCUCCACGUCUACCACCACGCCCUCGUCAUCGCCAUGUGCUACCUCUGGCUCGCCACGCGCCAGUCGCUCAUGCCCGUCGCGCUCGUCACCAACGCCGCCGUGCACGUCGUCAUGUACGCCUACUACCUCUGCUGCACCCUGGGCCUCCGCUGGCCGCCGCGCUGGAAGCGCGCCGUCACCGAGCUGCAGAUCCUGCAGUUCCUCUUCAGCUUCGCCGCCUCCGUCGUCAUGCUCUGGUUCCACUUCGCCGCCGGCGGGUGCGAGGGGAUGGCCGGGUGGGCGUUCAACGCCGUCUUCAACGCCUCCCUGCUCGCGCUCUUCCUCGACUUCCACGGCGCCGCCUACGCCGCCAAGGCCAAGGCCAACAAGACCAACAUCAACAAUGGCAAUGGCAAUGGCAAUGGGGGGAAAUCAGAGUGACGUACAAGGGGACUUCUUUUUAGAUUACACAGAUUUCUCCAGGCCUGUUUGAUUUGUGGUGAAAUGCAUUGGCCUUCCAUUUUUGACAAUUCUAGUUUUUGAAAUUUACUAAAUCAUCAAGAUGUUCAGGCAGCAGUCGAAUGGCAAUAGCAUCUUUGAUUGAUUCC